UCGUUCCAUUCCAACACAACAUUUCAUCAUCAUUCAGUCCUUGCUAACGACACAAUAUGACGAGAGACGUUUGGGACGUCCUCUUCCUCAGCUUCCUCUCUUUCUUGAGUGCGAUGCCCUUAUUCAUCAAUACAUCAUCCCCUUAUUCGACCCAACGCCCGAGCCAUGCCAGUGAGUGCGAUUCCCUGCUCCAGUUCAGUCAAUCAUUUACCAUCUCCUCUGCAUAUUAUUUAUGCGACGACACUUCAUAUCCGAAGACAGCCUCAUGGAAGAAUGGCACCAAUUGCUGCUCCUGGGAUGGGGUCACGUGCCACACGUCAACAGAUUACGUGAUCGGCCUCGACCUCAGUUGCAGUUGGCUUCAGGGAACCCUCCAUUCCAACAACACUCUCUUCUCGCUCCGGAAUCUUCAACGGCUGAAUCUCGCUGGUAACAAUUUCUCUGGCUCACAAAUUUCAUCGAGGUUUGGUAUAAUUACAGGAUUGGCACAUCUCAAUCUCUCUCGUUCUUCCUUCUCGGGGACCAUUCCUCUGGAGAUGAUAUCUCAUCACCUUUCCAAUCUAAUUUCACUCGAUCUCGCCGGUAACUACGACUUAACAAUAGAAGAUCAUAGUUUCAGGAGGUUUGUUAGUAAUAUCACUCAACUAAGAGAACUUGCUCUAGAUAGUGUAGACAUGUCUAGUGUUUCUCUUACCUCCUUCACCAAUCUCUCUUCCACUCUGACUUCUUUGAGUCUUGGUGGCUGCCUUCUACAAGGGACAUUCCCAAUUAACAUCUUUCAUCUCCCAAACCUCCGCAUUCUCGUUCUUUCUCAAAAUUAUAAUCUCACGGGCACUCUCCCCCAGACAAAUUGGAGUAGUAGCCCACUCGUCCGCUUGAGUCUAGCACUUACAAAGUUCCACGGACCUAUUCCUGAUUCAGUGUGGAAUCUCACAUCCUUGGAAUAUUUGGAGCUCUUAGACAACGAAUUUACUGGGUUGAUACCACCAACACUUGGAAACCUUGGCCGCCUCUCUUUCCUGAACGUCGGUGGUAUCAACUUCAGUGGUACCGUUGACUUUGAUAUGUUUGCAAGGCUAAAGAAUCUUGAGUCCCUUUAUCUUUCGGGGAGCCUUAAAGUAAUGCUUCCAAACAAUAGGAACUAUUCCUUCCCGAGGCUCAAAGAGUUGGAGCUGGAUCUUGCGGUGAACCUUAAUGUAAUGCUUCCAAACAAUGGGAACUGUUCCUUCCCGAGGCUUAAACAGUUGUCACUGUAUGGCAUCAACUUGACCGAGUUCCCAUGUUUUUUGAGAUCUUCACCUGAGUUGGAACGAGUGGACAUUUCUGGAAACAAGAUCAGUGGUCCAAUUCCUGAAUGGUUUGGGAGAGUGGGGAGCAACACGCUGACAGACUUGCAUCUCUCUUCUAAUAAUUUCACGGGAGAGAUCCCAUCCUCAAUCUGCCAACUGAGUUCACUAAGCGAUCUAAUCCUCUCAGAUAAUCGACUCAACAGCACCAUCCCGAGAUGCUUGGGAAAUUUAAGCAAUCUCUUCGAGAUGGAUUUGGUUGGCAAUCAAUUACAAGGUCCACUGCCGCGAUCUUUAGCAAACUGUACGAGCUUGGAGCAUUUAAGCGUCGCUAACAAUGAAAUUUAUGACGCUUUCCCACACUGGUUGUUGAAUGCUAACCAGGCAUUGAACUCUCUAUAUUUGGAUUCAAACAUGUUUCAUGGGGUCAUUAAUGAAAUUCCCCUCCCUCCGCAGCUUGAAGGCUUAUCCCUCUCCAACAACCAAUUUUCUGGACAUUUGCCGAUAGACUUCUUCCGAAAUUCAACUGGUUGGCGGGUUGACUUAGCCAAUAACAAUUUUGAUGGCCCACUUCCGAUUCCGCCGCCCAAUGUUUGGUUCUAUUCCGUUGCAAACAAUAAGUUUAGUGGAGACAUUCCUCAUCAGUUCUGCAACGCCACUGAGCUAGUAACGUUGAACUUCUCCUGUAAUAGCUUAACCGGUUCCAUUCCUCACUGUUUCAUAAAUUUAAGUGCAACAGUGUUGGACCUCCGAGCAAAUAAGCUUAUUGGUCAUAUACCAGAUAUAUUUUUCUCAUGGAACUACGUGAGGGCAAUUUGGUUGAGUCAAAAUCGACUUGAAGGCACUCUGCCGCGAUCUUUGGCAAAUUGCAAGAAUUUGAUAAUUUUGGAUCUCAGUGAAAAUGAGUUGGAGGAUCACUUCCCUUAUUGGUUGGACACUCUUCCGUUUUUGCAAGUGCUCAACCUGAGAUCCAACAAGCUUCGUGGUCUGAUUAAUAGCUCCAGGAAGAAUAAUCAUCCCUUCCCGGAGUUGCAUAUUUUUGACCUCUCUGACAACAGCUUUUAUGGUCAUCUUCCGGCGAAGUACAUCGCCAACUUCAUAGCCAUGAAGGAUGAACAAAGAAGCGCUUUAGAAUACAUGGGGCUAGAUCCAUUUAAUCGAGAGCCAACCUAUCAAUAUUCUGUUACGGUGGUCAUGAAAGGGUUUGAGAUUGAGUUGGUGAGAAUCCUGACCGGGUUUAUGACCAUCGACUUCUCAAGGAACUUCUUCGAAGGGGAGGUCCCAGAGUUAAUCGGGGAUCUAAAAGCACUCAAGGGACUCAACAUUUCUCACAACAAUCUGACCGGCAACAUCCCUUCUUCUGUGGGGAACCUGACGAAUCUUGAGUGGUUGGACCUCUCCUCGAACAAGUUCAACGGGGAGAUCCCUAGAGGAUUGGCGGAUCUUUCGUGGCUCGGCUGGUUGAAUCUCUCAGACAACCAGCUCGUGGGACCAAUUCCUCGAAGCACGCAAUUCGACACGUUCAGCCACUCCUUUGACGGGAAUCCUGGACUGUGUGGGCAUCCCCUGCCAAAAGCAUGUGGGACCGACGACCAGCCACCGCCUUCGACUUCCCCAGGAGAACGAGAAGAGGAAGCUGGAUCCAGACAUUGGAUUGAAUGGAGGGCAGUGCCAAUGGGCUACGGAUGUGGGCUUGCACUCGGGAUCUCAGCAUGGUUCAUUAUGUGGGAAACCCUGAGACCAAGAUGGUUGGUGAGAAUGAUUGAGGGGUUAAUAUACAGAACGACAAAGAGGAAAAUGAGAAACGUUGCUCCGAGAAAUCGCUCGAGGAAGAACACCAGAGGCCAAUGAGAAGGGAGGACAAGGCGAAUUAUGGUCCGAGGAGGCUUCCAUAUCAACAGAGUGAAAUCGCAAAAUUUAUUUUCCUGUAGCAUUUUCUCUCUCUUUGGUUUGAAGUAGAAUGGCAACAAUAAUGUGUGUUCUUAGCCGCUGUCUUAGUCAUGAUAUGUAAUAUCCCUUUUGUUGUCUUAGUCGGGAUAUGUAAUAUCCCUUUUGUUAGCCGCUGUCUUAGUCAUGAUAUGUAAUAUCCCUUUUGUUGUCUUAGUCCGGAUAUGUAAUAUCCCUUUUGUCAACGAUA
Molecule: messenger RNA, 3423 nt
Organism: Punica granatum (pomegranate)
Lineage: Eukaryota; Viridiplantae; Streptophyta; Magnoliopsida; Myrtales; Lythraceae
Source: RefSeq, a predicted model, not a curated record